Messenger RNA from Vigna unguiculata (cowpea), 1143 nucleotides. RefSeq names its product protein neprosin-like. Lineage: Eukaryota; Viridiplantae; Streptophyta; Magnoliopsida; Fabales; Fabaceae. The record is from RefSeq and is a predicted model, not a curated record.
AUGAUCAAGAUAUUGUUCUUUGUAUUUUGGUUGGUAAAUAGCCAUGAUAGUCAUAGAGUUCAUGCUACUCUCAUAGAUGAUUUUGAGAUAGAAAGACAAUUACAAGUCAUUAACAAACCCUCAGUGAAAAAGUUUGGAUAUGUCGUUGAUUGCGUUGAUAUUUAUAAACAACUAGCAUUUGAUCAUCCUUUAUUAAAAGACCACAAAUUACAGAGAAAACCUAGCUUUCGAAACUCAUUUGAGAAGACAAGUAUGAAAAAAUCAUCGAAUCAACUCAUAUUUGAACUUCAGAAAGAAAAAUGUCCAAGGGGAACUGUUCCCAUUCGGAGAACAACAAAAGAUUGUCUCAUUCAAAGAAGAUCAUCAUUCUAUAAUCAAAGCAUGGUUCAAGAUGUUCCCGGCCUUCAUAUGGCAGAAAUAUAUGUUAAACCAAGUUAUGGUCCCUUUUAUAAAGUUAAGGGAUCAAACAACAUUUAUAAUCCAAGACUCAUGAAGAAUAAUCAAGAAAGCAUUUCUCAUAUAUGGGUUGAGAACGGAGGAAAUAACAAAAUCGCUUUCGGGUGGCAUGUGGCUCCCCUAAUAUAUCGUGGUGAUACUGGAACUCAUAUCUUCUCGGCAUGGACAUCAGAUAAUUUCAAGCAUACAGGAUGUUACGAUCUUCAAUGUUCAGGUUUUGUCCAAGUUAAUCAGUUUCAUUACAUUGGUUCACGCAUGUCCAAGACAUCUAUCUACGGAAACACAUCAAUUGAGUCUACAAUUUCUAUUACUAUGGACCCACAAACUGAAAAUUGGUGGUUGAAUAUUGCUGGGCGAGAUAUUGGAUAUUAUCCAGCAAAAUUAUUCUCAAACAUGAGCUCGGCAGAACGAGUGGGAUGGGGUGGGAGAACAAUGACUCAUCAUGGCAUUCCCAGUCCUCAAAUGGGAUCUGGAUAUUUUCCAGAUCAGAACUUUGUUCAUGCCGCCUACUUUAAGUUUAUCUCCAUUCAAGAUCAAGUAAGAAAAGAUUUAGAACCCGACACAGACAUGACAGAGACACUAGCCGACAAACCCAAUUGUUUUAAUGCCCAACACUUUGGAGCUCUAGGAAGAGAUGUUGGAAAUUCUCUCCAAUUCGGGGGACCUGGUGGCGAGUGUGGCGAUUAA